UAUGAGGCCACUAUUUACCUCGGGCUCUCUCGCCAUGGCUCGGCGAGGGCAGCGGGGGUAGCGGGAAGGCGGAGCUGCGCGGACCUGCAGGGUGCAGCGUUUGGGCCCGGGGGAAGCGAGCCAUGAGUUCCUACCUGGAGUACGUGUCGUGCGCCGGUGGCGGCAGCGGAGGGGUAGGCGGCGACGUGCUCGGCUUCGCACCCAAGUUCUGCCGCGCCGACGCUCGCCCCGUGGCCCUGCAGCCCGCCUUCCCCCUGGGCAGCGGCGACGGCGCCUUCGUGAGCUGCUUACCCUUGGCCGCCCCCCGGCCCGCGCCGUCGCCCCCCGCCGCCCCGGCUCAGCCUCCGGGACCACAGCCCGCCGCGCCCCGGUACGCGCCCUGCACCCUGGAGGGCUCCUACGAGCGGGGCGCCGCACCUGCCGCCUCUGCGCCUGCUGCAGACUACGGCUUCUUGGGGUCCGGGCCGGCGUUCGAUUUCCCGGGCGCGCUCGGGAGAGCGGCGGACGACGGCGGGGCGCACGUCCACUAUGCCACCUCGGCGGUCUUCUCCGGCGGAGGAUCUUUCCUGCUCAGCGGCCAGGUGGACUUCGCGACCUUUGGAGAGCCCGGCCCCUUCCCCGCGUGUCUCAAGGAGCCAGCGGACCGCCACCCCGGGCCCUUCCAGACUGCGUCCCCGGCCCCCGGCGCCUGUCCUAAGCCCGCCUCUCCCACCUCCGGCCUCCCGGCCGCCUUCAGCACUUUCGAGUGGAUGAAAGUCAAGAGGAACGCCCCCAAGAAAAGCAAACUCUCCGAAUACGGAGCUACAAGCCCCUCCAGUGCCAUACGCACGAAUUUCAGCACCAAGCAACUGACGGAACUGGAGAAGGAGUUUCAUUUCAAUAAGUACCUAACCAGGGCCCGACGCAUCGAGAUCGCCAACUGCUUGCAGCUGAAUGACACCCAGGUCAAAAUCUGGUUCCAGAACCGCAGGAUGAAACAGAAGAAAAGGGAACGAGAGGGCCUUCUGGCCACAGCUGCCUCUGUGGCCUCCCUUCAGCUUCCUCGGUCAGAAACAAAUCCCACUAAAUCUGGCCGGAACCUAGGAAGCCCUUCUCAGGCUCAAGAGCCUUCCUGAGGUCCACUCUUGAGGCUGAGGACCUUGGGUCUACAGAAGUCACAGACUGCCCCCACCCUUGUAUAGACUUAGCUCAGUUUGGGUGUGGGCAGAAAUUAGUACGGAUUUUUACUUGGCAAAGGAAAUGUCGAAAUUGGCUUCUGAGUUCCAGAGGCUGUGUGUAGAGAUAUUAUUUUGAUAUCUCUCAUUUGCAUCUUAUUUCUGCCUCAUCAGGGAAACGGGUCUAGCUGCCGGCCUAAGCGCUGCUGUGUUAGUUAGUCAUGGACAAUUCCUGGGUGUAGAGUGGCAGGCCUUUUUAGUCGUUGAAUUCUGUCAACCCUCUGAUGUGGUCAGCAAAGCACCUCUCUGAAGUUAUUUCAGUUUUAAUUUCAAGGACAGACUAGACAUAUGCAGCUUCUUGAGAUAACCAAAGCUAGUUAGGGUCUCCUUGUUGUGGCUAAGCUGCUUCAUUGAUGACCUUCACGUUGCACUCCAGUUUGUAUGUUAAGUGGCUCCUACCUCUCCAUGUGCCUGAGUGAAGAUACAAUCGCUGUUUAGUUAGUAGCUGAACAAAUCCACAGGGUGGGUAAGGACUAGAGCUUGAAUUAUACCACGACAUCAGUUACUCAGACUUGAAUGUAAAUAUAUACAGUGUGUAUAUUUUUGAAAGAUUUGCUUGCAGUGAACUCAUAGAUGACAUUUAAUGUCAUACAUAGCAUGUAAAGGUUUUGACCUUUGGGGGGGCAAUAAAAGUCACAGAAUCUA
Molecule: messenger RNA, 1859 nt
Organism: Peromyscus leucopus (white-footed mouse)
Lineage: Eukaryota; Metazoa; Chordata; Mammalia; Rodentia; Cricetidae
Gene: Hoxd1
Product: homeobox D1
Exons: 2
Coding region: 123-1115 (330 amino acids)
Biological process (GO): regulation of transcription by RNA polymerase II
Cellular component (GO): nucleus
Molecular function (GO): DNA-binding transcription factor activity, RNA polymerase II-specific; RNA polymerase II cis-regulatory region sequence-specific DNA binding
Source: RefSeq, a predicted model, not a curated record